This is a messenger RNA of Neolamprologus brichardi, 3080 nucleotides long. It is a transcript of the gene mboat1, whose product is annotated as membrane bound O-acyltransferase domain containing 1. Gene Ontology annotation, cellular component: membrane. Gene Ontology annotation, molecular function: acyltransferase activity. Gene Ontology annotation, biological process: lipid modification. The record is from RefSeq and is a predicted model, not a curated record. Lineage: Eukaryota; Metazoa; Chordata; Actinopteri; Cichliformes; Cichlidae.
UUUAACAUCAUAAGUAAAGGUUAAAGUUUAACUAGGUUGUUGGCGCUAACGCACACGGGGUUAUGGGUUAAUUUCGUCUUUCGUGAUAAAGCUGAUGUUUUCAAAACAAAAGCACACAAGUCAACUUUGCGUUUGCCUGGACACAAUAGCAAUCUGUGCUCUCCACUCAUCAAUAGUGGACUCUAGGACAUUGUAUGGUUAAAAGAAGACUUUAGUCUGGAAGAGAUUUGCGCGGUUAGUUCAAGUCUGCCGUUUAAUUCGCUUUGAAUUGGCUUUUAUUUUGUAAGCCGCAACCGGAAGGGCUAUUUAUUUUUCGCCUACCUUUGUCUAACUCGACUGGUACUGACGGGGAGGGAAAGAAGGAGGGGGGAGUGUUCCUGGUCUGUCGACUGGUUUGACUUGUCACAGGCGCUCAAGGGAAAACGAUGAAUUUCAGUCACAGAAAAUAGUUCGUAGUUAGCUACAAACAAACGUAAAGAUAACCUGGCAAACCGAGGUGCCGGGACAGAACAGCUGCGUAGGAUGGGCGAGCCGGCACAGACUCCGUUUAAAACCACAGGAUCCGAGUGGCUGCUGCCUGUCAGUGAAUACUUGGGCUUUCCUCUUGAUCAGGUGAAUUUUCUGGCAUGCCAGCUGUUUGCCUUAACUGCUGCCUUCUGCUUUCGUCUCUACCUCAGCCCGGCCCAUGUCAGUCCCCUGGCCAGGCACUUUGUUGCCGCUCUCCUCGGUAUUGGUUUUCUCGUCUUCUGCUUUGGAUGGUAUUCAUCUCACAUCCUGGCUGUGGUUGUUGCAAACUACCUGAUCAUCAUCAAAGCUGACCUCAACAGUGUGCACAGGUAUUCCAUGGUGAUAUCUAUGGGCUAUCUGACUGCAUGCCAAGCGGGCCGAGCCUUCAUCUUUAACUAUGGAAUACUUUCCACUGACUUCUCUGGACCUUUGAUGAUAGUAACACAGAAGCUCACCACGUUGGCUUUCCAGCUCCAUGACGGUAUGUGUAAGAAGACUGAACAGUUGACACAGGAGCAGAAGCUCAUGGCUAUAAAUGUGAGGCCUUCCCUCAUUGAGUACCUGAGUUACAAUCUGAACUUUCUGAGUGUCUUGGUGGGGCCAUGCAGUAACUACAAAGAGUACAUAGACUUCAUAGAGGGCAGACACAUCAGCACGAGGCUCAAGCAGCAGCAUGCCUCAAGUAAUCGGCAGAAUGGCUACAAUAAGACCCAGGACCCAUCACCUCUGAACGCCGUUUGUCAUAAGCUGCUAGUCUGUGCCGGCUGUAUGCUGUUCUUCCUUACUGUCACUCGGGCCUUGCCCAUAAAGUACAACGUUGACCCCGACUUUGUGAGCCAAGCCUCCUUCCUCACCAGGCUCACUUAUGCUUUCUUCUCCAUACAAGCUGCAAGGCCCAAAUUCUACUUCGCCUGGACAUUAGCUGAUGCAGUCAACAAUGCUGCAGGAUAUGGUUUCCUUGGGAUGGAUGAACAUGGAAAGCCAUCCUGGGACCUCAUCAGCAACCUCAACAUCAUCGGGAUUGAGACAGCAACCAGCUUCAAGACCUUCAUAGACAACUGGAAUAUUCGAACAGGAAUUUGGCUUAAAACGGUGUGCUAUGACCGAGCACCAAAGCACUGUUUGGCGUUGACCUUUAUCCUGUCUGCUUUGUGGCAUGGUGUUUAUCCAGGGUACUAUUUUACCUUCCUCACCGCCAUCCCCAUCACCAUAGCAGCAAGAGCUAUACGGAGGUCAAUUCGUCAUUACUUCCUGGGCUCCAGAGUCAUGAAGCUGGGUUAUGACAUCUUGACUUGGGCAGCCACACAGCUGGCCAUCUGUUACACUGUCAUGCCUUUUCUCCUUCUUGCAGUUGACCACACUAUAGUUUAUUACAGGUCCAUGUACUUCCACGUGCACAUAAUCAGCAUUCUGGCUGCAGUCGCCCUGCAUCGCAAACACAAACCCAGGGAACCCACCACCAAAACCUCCUCUGUGUCCUCCUCCGCUCCGUGCUCAGCCCAGUGCCAGCAUGUUCACUCCAACAACAAUGACAAAGACUGAAAAUCUCACUUUGCGUUCUUUUACCAGGCUUUUAGGACUCGGCCUCCUUUCAAAGACAAAUGAGUAUCCCUAGGGCAUUCAGCCAGCUUGAAAUGGGAAAACAUUGUGCUAUUUAUUUUUUGACUAUACAGAGUAAAGAAAAUUUGUACUUAUGGUACUGGAUGUGUACGGGGAGAGCCCUCUCCCAUGAUUGAAGCUCAUCAGGCAGACACUGAAGAAAAACCUCAGCUGAGGAAAUGGUUCUGGUACAACCACCACCACCAGAAUGCUGGCCCCCAACCCCCUUUCCCCUUUUACCUACUCCCGCUCUCUGCAGCUUUUCCUCCCUCCUUGGCCAUCUCACCAGCACCAGCCUGCCUCCUCCAACAACAAUACAACAGUGUGAAGAGAGUAUUGAGACUCACUUUCGUUCCUGUCCUCAAUCUGUGCUGUCCCACUGACUGGUGGGAUCUCAGCCAGCACAGCGGGUCAGCAGCUCAUAAACGGGCCACAAAUACCAGGACACAUGCACACGCAAACUCAUGCAUAAAUAGACACUAGGAAACAAAAACGCACAUAUAGUCGCUCUUAGACAUGCUUGUACUCGGUCGCAUUCGGGCGGCACACAAAGGCUGCCCUUGUGAGGCUGCAGAGGAGCAUGCCAAGAGGAGGCUGCACCCGCUGCACUCGCUCUGCCCAGAGGAUUUUGUAGAUCUGUGUGGGUGAUGGUUCGCCCCACUGUUAUAUCCCAACAGCCACUGUCAGUGACCCCCGAGUGUGUGGACCUAAUCAUGAAACACUAUGGACUGUCACAAUACUUCCACUGUUUACUGGCUUGGAUUAAAACCACAUGAAAAACUAAUCAGACCAUGGAGCUCUUAAGCUUUUUAGUGGAAGCCUUAAUAUUACUGUUAACCAUUACUAAUGUUUUUUAAUGAGUAUGGCAGCUCCUUCAGGUGAGGAGACUAGUAUUUUAUAGUUUCUAUAUUUCUUGGCUUCCCUCCCUGUGAACAAAAAGGAAAAGGUAAGAAAUAAAAUGAAAUCUUUUGCCC